GAAGGAACCCCGCUCGUACACUCUAUCAACCCCUACGGUACAACACUGCGACUGGCAUCUAGAUCAUGAGUUCUCCGAAUGAAAGCGCCCGAAGGGGCAGUCGUGGCCUGAUCUACAAUCCUGCGACGGGAACUUACACGCGCCCGCGUAAACAGUCGCAGAUGGUGCCACCACCGGUACCGCCCAAAAAGCCCGACCCGUCGCACUCGAGCGAGUACACUUACUCCCCCAUCACCAAAGAGACUCAUCAAGUCGCCGAACUCGAGGGCGAUUCCGAUGUGGGAAGGUUAGAUUCAGAGGGCACCCCAGGGGAGUCGUUCCACGGCGAGCGGAGUCGAGGGAAGGAGAAGCAGAGAGCCAAGAGAUUGCCAAAAAAGAAGCGGCAGCUGAGGAUUUUAUCGCUAGGUGCGCACUUCCGGACCCUUUGCAGAAGCGCUACCGUAGGCUAAUAUUAGGAUUCUUUUUUUCUUCUACAGAUGGCGGUGGAAUCAGAGGCUAUUCUACACUUGUUAUCCUCCAGGAGCUGAUGCACCAGAUAUACGUCCAGACUCAUAAUGGAAAGGGGCCCAGAACCCCCGCCGAUCUCCCCCGACCGUGCGAUUAUUUCGAUUUGAUUGGAGGCACCGGGACCGGAGGGUUGAUUGCCCUGAUGUUGGGGAGGAUGAGAAUGGAUGUUGAGAGCUGCAAGGAAUACUACGUGCAGUUGACGCGUUAUGUUUUCAUCACGGACAAGACUGUUUUAGGAGUGCCUUAUGGGAAAACCCUAUUCAAGUCUAGUCGUCUAGAAGAAGCUAUAAAGCACUGCGUCCGAGAGAGUAGGUCCAUUCCUUUUGGCGCUAUUUAUAGAACCGUCUGUUUACUGAUAAAUUGCACUGCUUAGGCACCAAGUUCGAUACGGAUAAAAUCAUUCCACAUUCCCCGCCCCCAACGAGUCCUCCAGCCAUGACACAUAAAAGGUCUGACUCAUGGGCGGAUCGGAUUUCUCCAAUGCGUCGCCGCACCUCCUCACUCGAUCGUAACCAAACCCGCGGCCGACGGGAAUCAGGCGGGACUCGGAAAGCGGGCGAUCCCGACGCACCCCUGUCCGACAACCGACCCGGAAGAUGCCGGACGUUCGUUACAGCUAUUUACCAAGGCACAUCACCAGAGUCCACCGCACCACCGGUAUUGCUGCGCACUUAUCCUUCGAGGGCCGAAAGCGUCCCAUCGUAUAAUUGCACAAUCUGGCAGGCCGGUCGAGCGACAUCGGCUAUCGAAUUUGCUUUCAAACCGAUCACAAUCGAGCAGAACACCUUCCUGGACGAGGGCAGCGGGAUAUACAACCCAGCCGUACAAGCUUUGGAGGAAGCACGAAAUAACGAAUUCCCCGGCGACGAAAUCUCCGUGUUCGUCUCCAUCGGUACAGGCAAACGUCAUGAAGCGCCCGCCCAACCACCAAGCCGCCGCCAAAGCAGCCGCGGUGAACGGCACCGCCUCCACCACAGCAACCACAGCACCGUAUCUCUCAGUCAGCAAAAGGCGCCCUGGUGGGAGGGGCUGAUAUCCACGCCCUUUGAGGGCUUCACCGAGGCGCGGAAGCGGCUCUAUUCCAAGGUGGACGACUGCGAGCGCGUGCACAGGAUCCUCAUCGACGGCGAGGACGGUGGGCGCCCGGGACUAGCGAAAAUGGGUGUGCCGAGGGAAGACUACUACCGCUUCAACGUAGAAGUCGGCGUCGGCGAGUUUGCCCUGAACGAGUGGAACCGCCUGACGGAAGUCAGUACGGGCACCCGACGCUACCUCGGCCAGCGCGAAACUAAUAGCCUAGUGCGCGAGUGUGCUUCCAAGCUCGUAAGGAUCGAUAAGUCCAACACCAUGCCCGCAGAACCCCUCAACCCAAAGCAUCUCCACAAAGCAAUCACCCCUAAACCCCUCCCCCCUCCCCCCAAGCCCCCACAAGACAUUGCAGAACUAAGCGCCGAGAUCGAUCACGCGGCGGCAGACUGGACCUCUUCUACGGCCUCCUCCUCGCCCCAGCUCUCCCCGCGUGACACACACCCGGCCUUCCGAAUAAUCAUGCCCGACCACCAUCAGCACAUCACUCAAUCACCCACCGCCGGGGAGGUGACGGCCUAUCAGUCCAUGAUACCAGAAAUACAGGUGCAGGAACCGCCGCAGUUACCGCCGAAGCAACCGAAGCCCGAACGUCCGUCGUAUCAUCAGGACCAUCCAUACUACAGGGCCGCGCAGGAGAUGCCCAUGCCGAAUCCGGAGAUUAGGGUGACGAGUCCGACGACAGUAGCGGGCGGAGAUAGUGACGAGGAGAGGCGGGGCGGGUUUCCGCUCGGCGAAGGGAGGAGGAGGAGGAGGAGGAGCACCGGGAGGCGGUAG
Tuber aestivum (summer truffle) is the source of this 2370-nucleotide messenger RNA. NCBI's taxonomy places the organism in Eukaryota, Fungi, Ascomycota, Pezizomycetes, Pezizales, Tuberaceae. The record is from the annotation of a GenBank genome assembly.